UAAUCGCAAGAUGCAAUACAGCAGAAUGACCGCAACCAGGGAAAACCCUAAGUACAAAAAUCUGCGUGUGGAAGAAUGCGAUGUCCUAAUCAUCGGCUCGGGCCCAGUCGGGGCAACUUACGCAAGGGAGAUUCUGGACCCCGGCUCCGGUGCUUCGCCUGGAAGAAAAGCUCCAAAGGUUAUUAUGGUGGAAACUGGGGCGCAGGAGUCUAAAGUGCCUGGUGAACACAAGAAGAAUGCCGUGGUAUACCAGAAACACAUUGAUUCUUUUGUGAAUGUUAUUCAGGGGAGCCUAUUUGCAACCUCUGUCCCAACACGUGUGGAUCCGAACCUCAAGUUGCCUCCCGUCUCUUGGUCUCCACGUGAAAAACAAAACUUCAACGGGCAGAACAAGGAGCAGAAUAUCUACCACAACUUAGACGCUAAUGGUGUGUCCCGCAAUGUUGGCGGCAUGUCCACUCACUGGACGUGCGCCACGCCCAGACAGCACGAACUAGAACGGUCAAAAAUUUUCGAUGACGCUACCUGGGACAGGUUGUACAAGAGAGCUGAGGAGCUAAUUGGCACUCGGACUGAUGUACUCGACCAAUCAAUCCGACAACGGUUGGUCUUGGAUAUUCUACGGAAAAAAUUUAAGAAUCGCGACGCAAAAGCCCUGCCACUUGCCGCUGAAAAAGUCGAGGGCAAAAACCUGAUUAAGUGGUCGUCUUCUUCUACUGUGCUCGGAAAUCUCCUUGAAGAUGAAAAAUUCACUCUACUCGAUCAGCACCACUGCGAAAAACUGGAAUUCAACGAUGAAACCAACAAAGUCAGUUUUGCAAUCAUCAAGAAUCUCGCAAAGCCCCAAACUUCAAAAGAAGAUGAAGACAGACUGAGAAUAAAGGCAAAGUAUGUGAUUGUGUGUGGAGGACCGAUUCUUACUCCACAGCUCUUGUUCAAGUCUGGAUUCCGUUACGAUGAGGAGGAUGCUGAAGAUUCUGAAGGAAAUAAAUCAUCCCUCUAUAUCCCAGCAUUGGGUCGGAACUUGACCGAGCAAACAAUGUGCUUCUGUCAGAUUGUACUGAAGGAUAAAUGGGUAGAGGAGCUCCAGAAAAAUAACUGGGGUCCCGAAUGUGAGGAACACCGAAGAAAAUAUGACGAAGAGGACGACCCCCUGCGAAUCCCCUUCGACGAUCUGGACCCCCAAGUUACCCUCCCCUUCACUGAGAAUACGCCGUGGCAUACGCAGAUCCACCGUGAUGCUUUUUCAUACGGCGCAGUACCCCCGGCCAUUGACAAACGCACCAUCGUCGACCUUCGCUAUUUCGGUCGAGCCGAGACGCAGUGGAGAAAUCGCGUCACAUUUUCCAAGAAACUCACGGACGCGUACGGCAUGCCGCAACCAACAUUUGACUUCAAGCUCUCGACGAAAGACCGCCUUGAAUCGCACAGAAUGAUGCAGGAUAUGGAAAAGGUUGCUGGGGAACUCGGGGGGUAUCUCCCCGGUUCUGAGCCCCAGUUCCUUGCUCCCGGGCUGGCGCUCCACGUAUGCGGGACGACUGCAGCGCUUCGCAAAGGCUGCAGGUCAGAAGACGAGAUGAAGAGAAUUUCCGUCUGCGAUGAGAACUCCAAGGUCUGGGGGGUUGAGAACCUUCACCUCGGUGGCCUCAAUGUUAUUCCAGGGCCUAGGUCAAAUGCGUCUAACCCAACAUUGACUGCCAUGUGUUUCGCCAUCAAGGGUGCGGAGGAGAUACGGCGCAAGCUGGGCAAAAAGGGUUCUCACAGUGGUAAUCGCGAUGACGGAGAUGUAGACACUGAUACGGACGAUGACGCUUGA
Messenger RNA from Aspergillus nidulans FGSC A4, 1816 nucleotides. Its product is annotated as protein POx. Gene Ontology annotation, molecular function: oxidoreductase activity, acting on CH-OH group of donors; flavin adenine dinucleotide binding; pyranose oxidase activity. The transcript is spliced from 8 exons. Lineage: Eukaryota; Fungi; Ascomycota; Eurotiomycetes; Eurotiales; Aspergillaceae. The record is from RefSeq and is a predicted model, not a curated record. The coding region runs from base 11 to 1816 and encodes 601 amino acids.